Messenger RNA from Lampris incognitus (smalleye Pacific opah), 2024 nucleotides. RefSeq names its product transcriptional adaptor 1 (gene tada1). Gene Ontology annotation, molecular function: transcription coactivator activity. Gene Ontology annotation, cellular component: SAGA complex. Gene Ontology annotation, biological process: regulation of transcription by RNA polymerase II. The coding region runs from base 1 to 999 and encodes 332 amino acids. The record is from RefSeq and is a predicted model, not a curated record. The transcript is spliced from 8 exons. NCBI's taxonomy places the organism in Eukaryota, Metazoa, Chordata, Actinopteri, Lampriformes, Lampridae.
AUGGCCGCGCAUGCUAGUGAGCUUGAAAUUGCAAAGAAAAAUUUAACUGAUGCCAUCGGUGAUAAUGUCAAACAUUACUGGGCAAACUUGAAAUUAUGGUUCAAACAAAAAAUCAGUAAGGAGGAGUUUGAUAUCGAGGCACGUCGUCUCCUGGCCCAGGAUAAUGUUCAUGUACACAAUGAUUUCCUGCUGGCAAUUCUUACUCGUUGCCAGAUCAUUGUCUCCACACCAGAGGGGUCAGGCUCACAAUGGACGAGUAAUUCUGGAUCAAAGCCUAGCAAACCAAAAGGAAAGAGGAAAUUCUCAUCGAGACAGAAAUUUGAUCAUCGUUUCCAGUCCCAGAACCCCCUAAGUGCUGCCCAGCCUUUCAGCCCACGGGAGGUGGGAGGAGAGGAGGAAGAACUGCGUCUCAGUGCCCACACACUGCUGCUGCCCACACGGGGUCAACUGGAAGCACGCAUGAUGGUGACAGCCUUUGAGCUGGGCCUGGAUAAUGUCACAGAGGAAUCCGUUAACACCAUGGUUCAUGCAGUGGAGCAUCACUUGAAAGAUGUCCUGACUGCAGUCAUCACUCGGAGAAAGGCAUACCGAUUACGUGAUAGUCAUUUCCCCUAUGCCUUUGGCAGUUAUGUCACGCUACAACCCUACCUGAAAAACACCCUUGCUGCAUAUCAAAGUGUUACUGAGUGCCCACCUCCAAAUGCUUCUCUUCCUGCUGGCCCUCCACCUCAGGUGUCACCUGAUGAGGCUGAGCAGCAAGCUGUUCACCUCUUGGCUUGCUCUGCAGAUGGUUUUCCUGCACCUCUUCCUCCAAUCAGCAUGCUUGAUCUCCUAGAGGCCUUACAGGUUCACCGUGGCGUGAUGCCAUCACACACCAUGUACGCGCUGAACAUGGAGCGUAUAUUGUCACGGCUUUGGCACCCCAGUCACGAAGAACUAGAGCAAGACCAUGUGCACCAACAGCGCCUUGCAGGGAAGGAGGAUGUGCUUGUCAGCUGAGACAUGCUUGACCAUGGCAACAAUAGCCAGUGAAAGGUUGUGAUAAUAGAUAGCUGAAACAAACCAGAAAACAAUAAAAUGCCAUCUCAAGUAGACAGAUGGAUGAGAAGCAUGUAGCACAAGAGAGAAAAGUGUAGGCCAUUGGUCACAGGACGGGCAGUUACUGUUUGCCACUGGUCAGAUGCUGGUACAUUUUAGCUGUGGCUUGUAUAGCUUUGUUUAUUGUACCUACUGCUGUUACAGAUGACCAGCUAUUGUUUAUUGGUCCGAGUCUACAGCGCAAAUGUGGAUGGCUGGUAAUAUAGUAAACCUAUCUGGCUAAGUUUGUCAUAUGCCAGGUAUUUUAGCCAAGGGACUAAAAUGGCCAGUGUCCUGUGUGUCACUCUCCUUUUGACACAAAAACCAUUCUUGAUGAAGGGUGAGGCAUAGCUACUUGUGUCUUAAGUGUGCCGCAGUAUAUCGGCAUCAGACCUGUGCUGUAUUAUUACCUGGAUGCUGACUGGAUACAGAAUAUUGUCUCCUUUUACUUCAUUAUAACAGAUGUACAGAGCAGCUAGUAUAAGAAGCCCUAAGAUGAUUAAUGAAAACACACCAACUUGUACUGAGUUGCUGAAGUAUAUCGCUGUACAUAUCACCUUAAAGCUGAUCUUCGAGAUUUCAAUGUACAGAAAUCAAAUACAGGUUUUAAACUUUUUCACAGCAGACUUACAGAUCACUCCCUAUGUAUUUAACUAUGUUCAAGGUUUUCACGCAGUAAGUACACCUAAAAAAUUAAGGGAAAAUAGUACCUGGUUACUGGCUGGUUAGGGUAGUAGUUGAAGUGGGUGAGGUUGCUUCAUCAAUCUGGUCCUGAAUGGGUCUAAUAGACACAUUAAUUUUUAUGCCCAAAUGCGCUUGAGCAGCUGUUCUUUAAGGUUGGUCUCGGCAUUCCAAUAAUAAUAAUGGAUUACAUUUAUAUAGUGCAGGUAAACCAGACAACUGUAAAUUAAUUGGUACCUUCAAAUAUGUUUUCUAAUAAUUUUGAA